Messenger RNA from Botrytis deweyae, 846 nucleotides. RefSeq lists its product as uncharacterized. Lineage: Eukaryota; Fungi; Ascomycota; Leotiomycetes; Helotiales; Sclerotiniaceae. The record is from RefSeq and is a predicted model, not a curated record. Bases 1 to 846 code for a protein of 281 amino acids. The transcript is spliced from 3 exons.
AUGGUUUUCGGAUGUCUUUCUUCACCUAUCAUGAAGCGGAAAUGGAAGUUUCCCAAGGUUAUCAUCUGGCUUAAUGUAAUCGAACUGGCGGGAACCGUCGCUGCACUCGUCAUGUUUGGUAUCGCAGAUCCAGAUUUAUAUCGAACGAAAAUGUGGCAGAUUGGUUAUGAUAAUGGAUUCAAUAGUAGUCCGGAUGAGGUUUUAUAUGCUUAUGCGAAUUAUCGUCCAUUGCCAAAGAUUGCUUUUGUUUGGAGUCAGACAUUACAAAAUUUCAAUAUUGGAAUCUCGGUUCUUUCCAUGUUCAUCCAACUUUGCAAAGUUGUCAUGUUCAUUAUGCAUAUCUGGUAUCCUCUUCUCUCGACUAUUAUAAAUGGACUUCUCACAGUCUGUUGGAUUGUCAGUAUAUACGGACAAGCCGGACCAGAUCAUACGGAUCCAGAACAUCCAAGUAAUGUGGCUUGGUAUAUUGCGAAGAGUUGUUCAUAUGCUGCACCUAGUGGAAAUGAACAUUAUUGUCAAAUGGCAAAGGGAAGUUUUGCUGUUACGGUAUUUAUGAUGGUUGUCUAUCUCGCAAACACAAUUCUCGGUAUUCACUCUCUAAUUCCUUCACGCCUCGAACGUUCAGUCAAUGCACUCGAUCUCGAAGAUAAUAUCGAAACAUCUACCAAAGCGGGCAAGAGAGUAAAGACAACAGAUUCUCCGGAUUCAGAGCGACAAUGGGAAAUGCAGAAUAUGCAACAAAGUAUGGAUCCUUCCAAACAACCUUUUACACCAAGAACUUUGGCUUUCAAAUCUUUGGAUAGACAAUUACCUUUGAGGGCUACUUCGGCACCGAGAUUUGCGUAA